UCAACUAAAGAAAGUCCAACGAUUGAAAGGGCUGACCGUCCAAUCCAAUCCGUACACUACACCCAACUUCAAGCCAGCCUAUACACCCCGGACGCACACAAAACCAAACCCAGCCAUGAAUGCAUCCUAGGACACACGCUACACGCCCCGGUGUCGACACGUUACGCCGCGAUGCCCACUCUCACGGGAUGGUGCGUGCGAUGUGUCGGACGGGCGAGAGGCGUGGCAUACAUCGUGCAUCAGAAUGCAUUCACUCUGCGUCUGUGUGUGGCUGUGUGGGUGUGGUUGUGUGCUCACUGUGUGUGGUGUGGUGGGUGUGCUGGGCAGUGAGGCGCAGCGAUACGUUGCGGCCUGCAGGUCGGCGGCCAGAUGAGGCGGAACAGGCUCAUCGGCGGCGACCAUCUCGCCAACCACCUGCAGGAAGAAUCGAGACCAGAGAAAAGAUGAGACAUACAAACAAAGAGUAUUUCGCACCGUCUGUCUGCCCAUCCAUUUGGCCCACUGACUGACCAGUUGUGCGAGUCUGAUCAGCUCUCCUCCGCGGCCACUGCGUGCGAUGCCCCAGUCGUAGCUCGACUCGUAGUGGUGGGUGAGGUCACGCGCCUCAUCGCCCCUGUCCGUAACGCACCGCUACAGACUGCAUGACGGAAGCACAUUCCACACGUAUCCGUGUCCACCUGGCACUGCAGUAUCCCAU
This is a messenger RNA of Vitrella brassicaformis, 697 nucleotides long. The record is from the annotation of a GenBank genome assembly. Lineage: Eukaryota; Vitrellaceae.